Coregonus sp. 'balchen' is the source of this 8535-nucleotide messenger RNA. The record is from the annotation of a GenBank genome assembly. Lineage: Eukaryota; Metazoa; Chordata; Actinopteri; Salmoniformes; Salmonidae.
UUUGUCUGUGAAAACACACCGGCACACGUGUUGGUGUUAAAACAGUAAGUAACAUCUAACACAAUUUGCUAACAAAAUCGUUUUAUAAUUUUGAAUUUUAUUAAAAUGAGCAGCGUUUGAGUUGUUCAGACAUUUCCUCAUGUUUUCUUAGUUAAAUGCACAGCGGGAAGACCCAUGAUUAGCUUAACUUGAUUUAGCUUAUCCCUGCAUGCUAGCGGUUGAUCGAGUACGUUCAUGUGAUUCUCGUUUGUUAUUUCUAGCUUUCCUUCAAUUUUGUUACUACCUCAUGAUCCACUAAAUAUGAAUGACUUUCACUUGUAUUUAUUUACUUCUUUCGACGACAGGUCAUUUUUGACAGAUGUCAGCAUUGCAGAAACAACCUUAGCGAGCUAGUAGUUAACUUAAGCUAGUACCAAAGAUGUGUAUAUCUGUACUAGUAUAGUACUAGUUCAUCAUGUAACGUUAGUAGGCCUAUGUCAAUGCUAUUAACUACUUGCUAUAAAACAAAAUCUGAUUACACGUUUGUUUGAUCAGUGUACUCCAGGCAUAGUACAUUUAGCAUUUCACGGUAAGGUCUACCUACACCUGUUGUAUUUGGCGCAUGUGACAUACAAUGUUAUUUUAUUUUAUUUCACAACCAUGAGGAUACUUGCGAUUUCAAGUCCAUUCACUAGCUAGCUCCAUUAUUCUAAGCGGUCAGAGUUUAACUUUAAGGAAACAUCUCCCUCUUCUGGCCAAAUAAGAUAAAUCCUUCAGUCUCAGAACUGUAUUGACUCAGGUCAAUCUCUCCACAGGCCAGGCUUCAGAUAUGGCUGCCAUGUACUCUGGGAUUCACUUGAAGCUCAAAAACCCCAAGACAACCUGGGUGGACAAACUGAAGCUUGCCCGUUUUGCAUGGAUUUCAUCACAGUGCUUACUUCCUAACAAAGAACAGGUAACACAUCUGCCCGUCAUCAGAUAUUAGGUGAAAUAUACCAGCAUGUUUAUCCUAAUUUCUCUGUAAACCUUAUUUGUUUUAUUUGAAGUGCUGUGUCCUAUCUCACCUUACAGGUACUCUUUGAUUGGACAAGUCAUGCAUUGACAGGCUUUUACAGUAAGAAAGUGGAGUUGCCACAGGAGGUGGUGGAAGGCUUGUGGACCUACCUUGAUGAUAUUUUGCACAGCAAAAAGUUACACAAUGUGUUCAGCCAAGGAAAAACCAUCAGCCUUCGUUUGGCAGUAGCGCAAGUAAGUGGGUCAUAAGUGCCGAUGAUCAGUAUGUAAUCGCUACACUUUUAGCAGCUUAAGUUAGUUUGAUGCUUUUCAAGAUAAGGACAUUGAUGGUACGUGUUUUAUUGAAUGUAUUGAUUUCUGACAGUUCAUUUUUCUUUCCAGGUUAUAAUUGAAAGGAUUCAGGAGUUUGCCUCAGGGACCUCCUCAGUGUCUCUCUCCACCGUGUUGAGCUGCUGUCAGGGCAUCCUUUCCUCCUCAGUCCUCUCUGUCACAUUCACCACUAAGUACGAGCUACUGGUGGAGCUGCUGGCCAAGCUGUGUGCCCUGGCCUGCUUCAAGCUCAGUCAGCAGCAAACCGCAGACCCCCUGACACCCCAGGUGUUCGAGGUCCUUCUCCUUACCCUGAGUAGCUACUUCACGGUCCAGAGGCAGCAGGCCAACGCCAACCGCGUGUUUGCCCAAGUCACAACACACCUGCUCCAGCACCUCCUCCUGCUGAGACACCUACUGACCUCCAGGGCCUGGACGGCCGAGGAUGACCCCCGUGUCCGCCAGCACCUGAGUCGGGACAUCCGUGGUAAAGUGGACACCAUCCUGCAGUCUGCCCUCUUCCUGCCAGACCACCUCCAGGCCUAUAAGGAGGAGCUCCUCUCAAAGGAGGAGCCAGGGAUGAAAAAAGGGGCAGCGGGGAAGAGCCUACUCUCCCCAGUCAACUCGAUACUCACAAAGCUUUGUGCACAAGGUUACUGUGACACUGAUCUCCAUUAUGCGGUCAGGUCGAGUUCCCUCCCGCUGCUCUUCAAGUUCUCUCUGGACGCCUUCUGUAAAGGAGGAGAUAAUAAAGUACUCUGCUUUCACAUGUUGACAAAGGUAAUCACUGCCUUGGAUUUCACAAACGAGGUGACUCUCAAAGACCCGUUUGAUGGUGAAAACUGGAGCUUAGCUCUGCUGGCUUUGGAGAACCUCUUGAAUUUAUGCUUGACGGCAGACAUUUACAAUGUUGCGGCUGACAGGAUAAAGUACGAGGAGGUUCAGUUGAUUUUCUACAGGAAGGUGGUGAGGCUGUUGUUCGACAAUGCCCAGCCCAGCAUAUCAGCAUGGUACCGCUGUCUAAAAGCCCUGCUCAGUCUCAACCACCUGAUCAUAGAGCCAGACCUGGACGAGCUGCUGUCGGCAGGAUGGAUUGACUCUGACUGCACAGAGCCACGGGUUAGGAAGGCACGCGAGGCCCUCAUCUCCUCUGUUCUCCAGAUCUAUGCCAAGCUGAGGCAGCUCCCAAGGCUCUUCGAGGAGCUUCUAGCUGUCAUCUGCCGCCCAGCAAUGGAUGAGCUCCGACAGCCCGUUCUCCCUGAGGCAGUGCAUACAACGCUCAGCACAUGCCUGCUGGACAACCCCACCAGCCAGAGUCUGGAAAUAUGCUGCCUCAUUUUAGAGAACUUAACAAGCUAUGUACUCCCGGAUCUGGAGGGAAAUAGAGACAUGUCCCUGAAGCUGUUCUCCCUGAGUGUGCUCUUAUACUCUGUGUUGUUCAGUCUGAAAACUUUGGACAACAGCACACCAGUUCCUGUUGUGAGGCAAACCCAGGCUAUGAUGGAAAAGAUGCUCCAGGUGGUGAAGCCAGUGCUGCAGCUGGCUCAAGGCCAGGCCCCAGAAUGCCCUGGGUGUCCGAAAGUCCAAGAUGCAGGCCUCCUGCUGAAGUACACUUGGGUGGAGGUGGACACCCUCUUUCAGAUUCACUGUACGAAAUACACAUCUCCAGCGGACCCAGCUAGCGCUAACAUACUAGACGACAUAGGUAUUCUCCUCUCUGGUGUGAUGGUGACAGGUGAAGAUCAGGCCUCUCCCAUCGGCCAGCACUGUAGCCACAUGACCCACCUCCUUCAAAAACUGCUCACUCUCCAACAAAUGAAGAAAGUUCUCCUAAGCAACGAGCUUUUGGCACAGACUAGAGCUUCAGAUGUCCUCCGCAGAGCAGCCCAGUACAUUGUGGGGAGAGAAGAUCCUCAACUCUGCCAGCAGAGUGACCAGCUAUGGGACCGUCAGGUCAGUAGUGUGGAUGGCAGCACGUACCCAGUGGCACAUUGGUACCUCGUUACCACAAACCUACCAAUGAUCUCGCCAUACCUCACUGAGGAAAAAGUGUGUCAUAUAGCUGACCUUCUCCUCAGCUCCCUACUUCAGAAGACACCAGAUGACACCACUGAGAGGCUGUCUGUCUCUCUCAUUUCCAAACAUCUGCUUGAGAGCCUUGUUCUUGUCGAAUUACCCACUAUUUACUCUGCUGUGGUCAGAUGUGUCACUCAAAGGAUUGUGGGGAUUCUCAGCAGCACCCCAGACAUGGCCUCGGUCUGUCCAGCACUCAUUAAGUUGGGUGAAGUAAGCUUUUCAACAGCUGGAGACAAAGGAAGUGCAGUAACUCAGUCAGACGGUGAUGUCAGUGAAGCCCUUUCUGCUUUGAAGAGACUGGAGUCCAUAGCCCAACACAUACUGAGCUCUAGUACGACCGGAGCCUCUAUAACCCUAUCUCAAAGUCAAGCCGAUAACCUUUUAAGCUUACUUCAAGUCACCAAUGAUCUUAACCCAGAUGGAAUGUCCUCUGAAGACUUUUCAGGGCUCUUUUUGCUCAUAUUCCUCAUGGUCACAGACACACAGCUACAUAAUGAUGUGAAGCCUGCAGUAACAAUACAUCUGCUGAAUCAGCUCUUCAGUCUCAUGGGGUUGCUUCUGGCAGGGAAUAAUUCCCAUCAUGUUUUAAAGAUCGUGCAUGGGAGUAGCCUCUUGGAGGCAGCUUUGACAGCUCUCUUUUCACACAGCAAUAAGGGCCUCUUUCAAACUGUGGACAGCUCCGCUUGGCUGACUUUCCUAAAAACCGUCCAGGAUUUCAUCCAGUCCCUGAUCCUAUUGAUAAUCCACAGAAAGAGCAGUGUCCGCCUUAACCUGGAGAAAUUCACCACCUACUUGGUCAAUAGCGAGGUGGCUGUUAUGGCUUUGUCUUCUCUCCCAGGAAACAUUGAAACAGGGGGCCUGUUCUCCGUACAGCUUCUGCUUGCGUCUAUGAACACACUGUGCCAGGCCAUGACAUCCAGCCUCAGGAAAACCAAGCAGCUAGAUGAGACCCUGAGUCAAUUGCUGGGGAAGACCACUGCUGUCAUGGGCCCUGCCAUCCAGGCCAGCCUGAGGGCUCAGACAGGCAGUCUCCUAGGCCAGGCCUUCUCUGUGGAUGUGGUGACCGGGAUGGUGAGGAGCGAGCUGGCCUGUGCUUGCCCACAAGAUGAGCCUAGCGAGGGCAUCACCCAGGAGAGUCUAAGCCACAUGGGCAUGUACAGGAGCUUCAGCCAGCAGAUCCUCAGAGAGCUGUGCCCAUCCCAGCGCCCCAUGGACUUCCUUGUCUCAUCGCUCCACUUCCUCUCAGCGUACUACGCUGCUGCAGAGAUGACCAAAGCACUAGGUCAGGAGGAGCUCUUUGUGGCAAUCCUGCAGAAUGUCCAUAAACUGCUUGCAGGUACAGUGCGCUCUCUUAUUUCACAACGAUGCAUGUUUGUUUCAUAUUUUUUUGUCAGACUUGUUACAGUGUAUUCUGAGAUGCUCACCUGUAUGUGCGUUAUGUGUGAUUUCCUGCUGCUCAUAAUAUCUGUAAAAUAGCCCGCAAGUAAAUGUCAAAGUAAAUGUCUGUACCAUCGCUGACAGACAUGGAUGACUAAAACAGACAGACAUUAAGAAUUUGCACAGAAUUUCUCUUGAACACAAAAUAAUAAUACAAAUUAUUAUAAAAAAAUAUUAUAACAAAUAAUUGUUCAUUUAGAAAACGUAGAAUAUCGCAAUUCCCCAGUAAUGGAUAAUUAUAAUGAUAGCUUUAUGGAUAGAUACCGUGCCUUGCAAAAGUAUUCAUCUCCCUUGGCGUUUUUCCUAUUUUGUUGCAUUACAACCUGUAAUUUAAAUGGAUUUUUAUUUGGAUUUCAUGUAAUGGACAUACACAAAAUAGUCCAAAUUGGUGAAGUGAAAUUAAAAAAAUAACUUUGUUUAAAAAAAAUUCAAAAAUAAUAAUAAUGGAAAAGCAUAUGUAUUCACUCACUUUGCUAUGAAGCCCCUAAAUAAGAUCUGGUGCAACCAAUUACCUUCAGAAGUCACAUAAUUAGUUAGAUUGCACACAGGUGGACUUUAUUUAAGUGUCACAUGAUCUGUCACAUGAUCUCAGUAUAUAUACACCUGUUCUGAAAGGCCCCAGAGUCUGCAACACCACUAAGCAAGGGGCACCACCAAGCAAGAGGCACCAUGAAGACCAAGGAGCUCUCCAAACAGGUCAUGGACAAAGUUGUGGAGAAAAAAGACAGAUCAGGGUUGUGUUAUAAAAACAUAUCCGAAACUUUGUACAUCCCACGGAGCACCAUUACAUCCAUUAUUAAAAAAUUGAAAGAAUAUGGCACCACAACAAACCUGCCAAGAGAUGGCCGCCCACCAAAACUCACGGACCAGGUAAGGAGGGCAUUAAUCAGAGAGGCAACAAAGAGACCAAAGAUAACCCUGAAGGAGCUGCAAAGCUCCACAGCAGAGAUUGGAGUGUCUGUCCAUAGGACCACUUUAAGCCGUACACUCCACAGAGCUGGGCUUUAUGGAAGAGUGGCCAGAAAAAAGCCAUUGCUUAAAGAAAAAAAUAAGCAAACACGUUUGGUGUUCGCCAAAAGGCAUGUGGGAGACUCCCCAAACAUAUGGAAGAAGGUACUCUGGUCAGAUGAGACUAAAAUUGAGCUUUUUGGCCAUCAAGGAAAACGCUAUGUCUGGUGCAAACCCAACACCUUUCAUCACCCCGAGAACACCAUCCCCAUAGUGAAGCAUGGUGGUAGCAGCAUCAUGCUGUGGGGAUGUUUUUCAUCGGCAGGGACUGGGAAACUGGUCAGAAUUGAAGGAAUGAUGGAUGGCGCUAAAUACAGGGAAAUUCUUGAGGGAAACCUGUUUCAGUCUUCCAGAGUUUGAGACUGAGACAGACGUUCACCUUCCAGCAGGACAAUGACCCUAAGCAUACUGCUAAAGCAACACUCAAGUUGUUUAAGGGGAAACAUUUUAAAUGUCUUGGAAUGGCCUAGUCAAAGCCCAGACCUCAAUCCAAUUGAGAAUCUGUUGUAUGACUUAAAGAUUGCUGUACACCAGUGGAACCCAUCCAACUUGAAGGAGCUGGAGCAGUUUUGCCAUGAAGAAUGGGCAAAAAUCCCAGUGGCUAGAUGUGCCAAGCUUAUAGAGACAUACCCCAAGAGACUUGCAGCUGUAAUUGCUACAGAAGGUGGCUCUACAAAGUAUUGACUUUGGGGGGGUGAAUAGUUAUGCACGCUCAAGUUUUAUUUUUUUAUUUUUUCUUAUUUCUUGUUUGUUUCACCCAAAAAAAUAUUUGGAUCUUCAAAGUGGUAGGCAUGUUGUGUAAAUCAAAUGAUACAAACCCCCCAAAAAUCAAUUUUAAUUCCAGGUUGUAAGGCAACAAAAUAGAAAAAAUGCCAAGGGGGGUGAAUACUUUCGCAAGCCACUGUACUUCAUAAAAAGUAUAUGGCUAUUAUUUAAUGUUAACCAUAACUCUAAUAUGUCAGCCCCAUGGCUGUCAGUAUCAGAGGUGCGGUCCCUGGAGGAGCCCGUAAAGGAGCUUCUGGACCAGCUGCUGGUCAGGAGUACCCCAGAACAGUUCCACCUUCUCCUGCUGCUGCUCAGAGACGGACUGGAUACCUCCAAGAUCAGGAGCGGCUGUCAUAGGGUAAGUGUUAUAUUUAAUGUAAGUGUUACUGUAAGAGUUGUGAUAUUACUAGCUACUAUAAAAUUAUGCUAUCUGAGUUAGAAGCUACUGUAUUUGGUGUCCUGAAUACUUAAACACUGAAGUCUGGAUAACAUUUCCUAUAUGGGCUACUAGUUAACGCCACCUUCAAAACCUAGCCAUAUAUUUUUCCUAAUAAAUACUUCAGGACAGGAUUCCCUCAAUUUUCCCUCUUCUCAGUUCUCUACAGAGAUUUUCCCUAAAAAAUGUUUCUGUGGGCUUUUGUUGACACACUACAAAAAGCACACUGUAUUUUGCAGGAAGUCCUUUCAACUGUGACGAUAACGAAGUUGCUUGUCAGCUGCCUGCUUCCAGAAACCUGCUUAAAGGCAUUCUGGCUCAUUGCACCUCAGAUCAUUUCUGCCUUAGUAGUAAGUAUUCACUGUGACAUUUGAUGUGCUGCACUUUAUUGAGGAUCAUUUAUCCAAAUCAAUUGAUGCCACUACAAAAUAUUAUUUGAGCUAGAAUCACUCAAAAUCCAGUUAUGGUGAAGGUACAAUGUGUCCUUUUCACUUAAAACUGGCAUCCAUGCGUCAAGAGGGACAAAGCAAAGCAUUGGAUUGGCUUUGGCAUAGACUUAACAUCGACUUGAAGGGUAAAUGUGUUUCCUAUCUAACGUAGAAACCCCCUUUGGGCAUUGCAGAGAGCACUGUAAUUAGAACCACAGUCUGGCUGUCCGUUACAAAGCAUGUCACGCUUCUCCUCCGCUGCACUGUCUCCUGUGUCUUGGAUCUGAUAUGGGGGGAAGUAUUGGUUUAGCUGGGGAAAGCCAAUUUUGGCCUGCAGCAGUAAGUGUCUCUCCCUCCCUGUUGCUGUCACAGUCAUAGUGUGCAGCAGGAAGAGUGACUACCUGUCCCAUUUAAUAAAGCUGAAUCUGGUUUCAUUUAUCAAUAUGGCCCCCUCGCACCUCAUUGCAACUCUGCAGAAAGAACGUUAGGUGUUACAACACACAACUACAAUCCCUCACUGUGUUCUUACAAACAGGAAUGUUGCCUCAUACCUCAAUUGGUCUACCGGUAUUUCAUUUUUUCUCUGUUCUCUCUCUGGGUUACUUAGCCCUAUCGCCAAAUCUAAAUAUAAACUUUCAUCACUUAUUAGACACAUUAACUUAUUUAUUGUUUUCAACAACCAAAGUAUACCAUUGAGACAUGACAUUUUGAGAACCCACACAGGAUGUAGUACUUUUCUCCUUGCUAUCCUCUCUUUCUGUCCUUCAUCUUAAAUCCAUAUUCCUCAUUAGCUUCAUCUCUGGUUCAACUCCCAUGGUCCUCUCUGCUCUCUCUCAGUUUCUAGUGAAGGAGGCUGGCAAGGAGACAACCCUGACCGCUGCUCUGACUGUGCCAGUGUUGGACACUCUGACAGCCAUGCUCCGUCAGGGGGAGGGGAUGCUCUCCAACCCCCACCAUGUGACCAUGGUGCUGGGGGCCCUGCAGUUUGUCCCCCUUGAACACCUGACCAUGGAAGUCUACCACGCUACCUUUGAGGCCAUUCACGAGGCUCUGUUUGCAGUAAUCCAGUGUCACCCGCAGGUU